AUGAGUAUCCCGGGAGGGAUAUCAUCAAGUAUCCCCCGAUCCAUCGCUCACUCGAGAAUUCUUCCCAGAGCUUGUGACGUCAAAUCCGAGUACGACUACGUUAUUGUUGGAGGAGGCACCUCCGGCCUGACAGUCGCUGAUCGAUUGACUGAGAGCGGCGAGCAUACGGUUCUGGUGAUUGAGCUCGGUUUAUUCGACAACUCGUCUCAGGUAAACACCGUCACGACGGGCCUCUUAUCCUGGCGCAACCAGUCCCACACCUUCAACUUCUCCUCCGUGCCCCAAGAAGGCCUCAACGGCCGCAAAAUCAACGUCAUUGGCGGCGUCAUGCUCGGUGGUUCGACGGGCGUCAACGCCAUGCAGGUCCAUCGCGGCCAGAAGGAGGACUACGACAGAUGGGGGUCCUACUUUAGCAAUGAAUCGGAGUGGAGUUGGGAUGGCUUGCUGCCAUACUUUAAGAAGGCAUGGAACUUCCACCCUCCUACCCCUGAGCUGACCGAGCAGUUCGACAUCAAGUACGACGCGAGCUACUGGGGCAACUCCUCCGGCAUUCACGCUUCCUUUCCGACCUUCCACUGGCCUAUGCUGAAGACCGAAGUUGAAGCCUUCAAAGAGAUCAAAGGCGUCGACUUCCCCGCCGAUUCAGGCGCCGGCGACCCAGGCGUCUUCUGGUACCCAACCUCCUUCGACCCAGCCACCGUGACGCGCUCCAUGGCCAGACGAGGCCACUGGGACGGCAUCGAGGCCGCGCGGGAUAACUACGAGACGAUCACCGGGCACAAGGUGCUCAAGAUCCUUUUUGACGGCGACAGCCAGACCCAGACGGCGGUCGGCGUCUCUUACGUCGAGGCAAACUCCACCACCGCCAAGGGCGCGCGGAUCGUCAAAGCCCGGAAGGAAGUCAUCCUGGCCACGGGAUCCAUCCACACGCCGCAGAUACUGCAGCGUAGCGGCGUGGGAGGGAGGGCGCUUCUUGAAAAGGCUGGGAUCGAGGUCGUCGUCGAUUUGCCCGGUGUGGGACAGAACUUCCAGGACCAUCCUGUUGGUGCUGGGGCUACCUUUACCUUCACCAACUUUGACGUUCAUCCCGAUAUGACCGAUCUCGUCAACAACCAAACUUUCAUCGACGAAGCCAAAGCAGAAUUCGAAGCCAACCGAACCGGACCUCUAACCAUAGGCGCAGGCAACGUCGCAACAUUCCUCCCCUUCCCCGUAAUAGCACCCUCCUUCGACGCCAUCACAUCCGCCUACGAAUCCCAGGCCCCCUCAGCCUUUCUCCCGCCCAACACCGACCGCACCGUACUAGCAGGCUACGCAGCCCAACAAUCCCGCCUCGCGGCAGCACUACGCUCCCCCGGCGCCGCAUUCUACAACUUCUUCCUCCGCGGUGCGCCAACAGAGAGCAAUUUCGUCCUCCUCCACCCGCUCUCCCGCGGCACAAUCCUCCUCAACACCUCAAACCCCUUCUUUUCUGAGCCAAUCGUCGAUUACCGCGCACUGAGUAACCCCACCGAUCUAGCCGUACAAAUCGAGUUUAUCCGCUUCACGAGGCGAUAUUUCCUCGAGUCCUCGACGCUAGCGCGGUAUGCCCCCGUGGAAACUGUCCCUGGCGCGAAUGUGACGAGUGAUGAAGCGCUGGGCGAGGCUGUGAGGCGGAUGAUUAGCCCGACGACAUUUCAUCCUGUUGGCACGGCGGCUAUGAUGCCAAGGGAAUUGGGAGGGGUUGUGGAUGAGGGGUUGGAGGUGUAUGGGGUUCGGGGGUUGAGUGUUGUUGAUGCGAGUGUUAUGCCUGAUUUGCCGGGGGCAUAUACGCAGCAGACUGUGUAUGCUGUUGCUCUGAAGGCUGCUGAUUUGAUUAAAGCCCGGGCGUGA
This is a messenger RNA of Colletotrichum phormii, 1872 nucleotides long. RefSeq names its product GMC oxidoreductase-like protein. Gene Ontology annotation, biological process: secondary metabolite biosynthetic process. The record is from RefSeq and is a predicted model, not a curated record. Gene Ontology annotation, molecular function: oxidoreductase activity, acting on CH-OH group of donors; flavin adenine dinucleotide binding. Lineage: Eukaryota; Fungi; Ascomycota; Sordariomycetes; Glomerellales; Glomerellaceae. The transcript has 8 exons. Bases 1 to 1872 code for a protein of 623 amino acids.